Molecule: messenger RNA, 1134 nt
Organism: Plasmopara halstedii
Lineage: Eukaryota; Oomycota; Peronosporomycetes; Peronosporales; Peronosporaceae
Exons: 1
Coding region: 440-703 (87 amino acids)
Source: RefSeq, a predicted model, not a curated record
GCCCUUUUCAUGACCCGCUAAUUUUGAUUAAUAUCUAGUUCACAGACAAUUUUUUGGUGUGCGAUCAUGACGACACUCUUCUAUACACAUCAAAAAAAGCAACGCAAAGAUUUGAAGUGAAGAGCUCACUGAACAUUGUGUAAGCUGGUCGGUGGAUAAGCCAGCUACAAUGAAUAGGAACAAUGAUGAGGGUGCUAACAUGAAACUCCGCAGUGUUUUGAUCAUCUUAAAAUAUGUUUGCUAGUGUGUCCCUUGAAGAUUUAGAAGUGAAUUUGUAAUUCACCUUUUCCGUCCAUCACGCGAGGACACCACGGACCACUUGCGUGAUGGACCGGAAGUAGUUGCUUUCUGUGACUAUGACUGUCUCUGACAUAGGCGUCUGACAUCAACACAGCAGGUACACCGUUCAAAGAAAAUUCAAAAUGGUGUGAUCGUAGAAAUGCUGGUGGCUUUUCUAGAGCAAAAUUUUCGAAUGGAUAUUCCUACCUCGCAGACUUCUCAUACAGGCUUAAAUUUCUUUUACAGACUGUUGCUCGAAGAUGGAGCAUCUACUUUUUUUGUGUACCAUCGUUCUUUCCAUCGCUAUUGUGACGACUCGGCGUGCUUCAAAGCAUUUACUGACUUAAAUACCAUCGUCAAGAGUACCAACGACACAAGAAGGUAUUUGAGACCAACUAUCAUAUCAUAUGUUGAAUGUUGUUGACGAAGAGCGCACAACUCGUGGACUUUGAAAGCUCUGCAUAAACUGCAAACUUCAACAGGUUGCUCGACAGAUAUAACGUGGCAUGAAUUUGUUACACAAGGUCACGAGCUAAAGCAACAAGUCACUUAAAUCCUGGACUAGCGGAAAACACUGUAGCGGGUCAAGUGACGGUGAGCGAAGUCAUUUCGUCGUGGAUAAAAUCCAGUGCACACAGAUCCAAAAUUUUGAGUUCCAAAUACAAAUGUUUGGCUGCGGAUAUGCCUCCAUUACUAGCAGCACGGGCGCAAACCUUUGCGUUAAGUAGUAGUGAAGCCUGUGGAUAAAGUUCAGGCUCAAAUCAAAGUCAAAGCGAAUAGAUGUACAUCAGAGCUCAAGUUGAACGUCCAUUAGAAGUUAUUUUAGCAACAAGUAAACCGUUCUUUGCAAUAAUG